Didymodactylos carnosus is the source of this 1473-nucleotide messenger RNA. The record is from the annotation of a GenBank genome assembly. Lineage: Eukaryota; Metazoa; Rotifera; Eurotatoria; Philodinida; Philodinidae.
AUGUUCCAAUCAUUAAAAAAAGCAAAACAAUGUGCCAAUGUGGCAUUACAUGAUCCAAAUUUAAUUGAAAUUUCUCUAGAAUUUUAUGGAAAAGUAGCACAAUUGUUAUUACGCUAUGUAGGAAUAUCAUCACCACUUGAAGCUCGUCUACCACUAGCAUUACAAGGCCAAAUGUCAUGGCGUGCAUUACCCGAUUAUUAUCUGGAUGAUAUUUGGGAUUUUUUUCUCACAGCAGCCAUGAUGGUACCUCAAUGUUUAUCAAAACGAAGUAUCGAUGAUAUACUCACAUUAAUGUUAAUUGCUGUAUGUAGUCAAAAUUAUAUUCGUAAUCCGUAUAUUGUGGCAAAAGCUGUUGAAGUGAUGCAUUGGCUAUGUGCUCGUAGUGAUCAUCCAAUACUACGUAAUGCUACAGAAUAUUUAUUUAAUCAUUUAUUGGCUCAAGAACAUCUUGUUAAAGCAUUGACAAAAUUAUAUGCAGGCAUGUAUUACGUUGAACGUACUGGUGCAUCGAGUGAAUUUUAUGAUAAAUUUAAUAUUCGAUAUCAUAUUGAAAUCAUAUUCAAAUAUAUGUGGCGUCGACCAUCUUUUCGUCAUGUUUUUAUUACAACAGCUAGAGAUGAAAAAGAUUUCAUUCGAUUUUUAAAUAUGGCUAUUAACGAUGUUUUAUAUUUAUUAGAUGAAAGUUUACAAUUAUUGAAAAAAAUACACGAGAUUGAAAGUGCAAUGGAUCGAAAAGAGGCAUGGGAAAAUAUGCCAUCAGAAUCACGUAUGAAUAAAUUACAACAACUGAGUCAAUUUGAAGGACAAUGCAACACAUAUUUACCACUUGGAAUGGAGACACUCAAUAUGCUUGAAUAUUUGAGUGGGGAUGUACCAAACCCAUUUUGUUCGCCAGAUUUAAUUGAUCGUUUAGCAGCAUUUUUAAAUUUUAAUUUAAAUGAAUUAUCCGGUCCCAAUUGUAUAAUGUUAAAAAUUAAAGAUCCAUUAAAAUGUUCAUUUGAUCCUAAACGUUUAUUAGAAAAAAUUGUUGGCAUUUAUAUUAAUUUGGCACAUGAUGAUCGUUUUGCCGAAGCUUUAACACGUGAUGAGCGUUCAUAUCGUGCUAGUUUAUUUUCGAGUGCUAUUGAAAAAAUUCAAAAACGACAUAUAACAACAUCAUCCAGAAUGGAAACAUUACUACAAUUGAGUUAUCGUGUAAAACGUAUUGCUGAAGAGAAAGCACGUGAAGAAAUGGAUUUAUCUGAUGCUCCCGAUGAAUUUCGUGAUCCACUCAUGUGUACAGUGAUGACAGAUCCCGUUUUACUUCCCAGUGGUGUUGUGAUGGAUCGUUCAGUUAUUAAUAAACAUUUACUUAAUUCACUAACUGAUCCUUUUAAUCGUCAACCAUUAACCGUUGAUCAAUUAAUACCAGCUACAGAUAUCAGAGAACAAAUUGAAAAUUGGAUGAGAGAUAAAAAAAAUAGAACAGUUUAA